CGCGCAGACACGCCGCGGGAUCACAGAGACGCGCGCCGCCGACGAAGAUGACGAUGAUGAUGGAGAUGCAGUAUAAUAACAAUAACAACGGAUAUGGUCUGGAGGAGUACAUGAUCCAGGAGGAUGAGUGGGACCGAGACCUGCUGCUCGACCCCGCCUGGGAGAAACAGCAGAGGAAGACGUUCACGGCCUGGUGUAACUCCCACCUGAGGAAAGCGGGGACUCAGAUCGAGAACAUCGAGGAGGACCUGAGGAACGGCCUGAAGCUGAUGCUGCUGCUGGAGGUCAUCUCAGGCGAGAGGCUUCCCAAACCCGACCGAGGAAAGAUGCGCUUCCACAAGAUCGCCAACGUGAACAAAGCUCUGGACUACAUCACCAGCAAAGGAGUGAAGCUGGUGUCCAUCGGAGCCGAGGAGAUUGUUGAUGGAAAUGUGAAGAUGACUCUGGGAAUGAUCUGGACCAUCAUCCUCCGCUCCGCCAUCCAGGACAUCUCAGUGGAGGAAACCUCUGCUAAAGAAGGACUCCUGCUGUGGUGUCAGAGGAAAACGGCGCCGUACAGGAAUGUUAACGUGCAGAACUUUCACUGCAGCUGGAAGGAUGGUCUGGCCUUCUGUGCUCUCAUUCACCGACACAGACCCGACCUGAUCGACUACUCCAAACUCAACAAGGAUGAUCCUCUUGGAAAUCUCAAUCUGGCUUUGGAAAUUGCAGAGAAACACCUGGACAUCCCCAAAAUGCUGGACCCUGAAGACAUCGUUAACACCCCGAAGCCUGACGAGCGGGCCAUCAUGACGUAUGUGUCCUGCUUCUAUCACGCGUUUGCUGGGGCCGAACAGGCAGAAACGGCGGCUAACAGGAUCUGUAAAGUGCUCGGAGUGAAUCAGGAAAAUGAGAAACUGAUGGAAGAAUAUGAACGACUGGCCAGCGAGCUGCUGGAGUGGAUCCGUCGCACCACGCCGUGGCUGGAGAAACGCACCCCUGAGAACACCAUGGACGCCAUGAGACGCAAGCUGGAGGAUUUCAGAGACUACCGGCGCGUUCACAAACCUCCCAAAGUCCAGGAGAAGUGCCAGCUGGAGAUCAGCUUCAACACGCUGCAGACCAAACUCCACAUCAGCCACAGACCGGCGUUCAUGCCCUCCGAGGGGAAGAUGGUGUCUGACAUCGCGGCGGCGUGGCAGGGUCUGGAGCAGGCUGAGAAGGGUUACGAGGAGUGGCUGCUCAGUGAGAUCAGACGUCUGGAGCGGGUCGAGCAUCUGGCCGAGAAGUUCCAGCAGAAAGCAGCGACGCAUGAGAGCUGGGCACAAGGAAAGGAUCAGCUGCUGACUCUGAAGGAUUUCGAGAGCGUGUCUCUGACGGAGUUGAGAGCUCUGCUCCGGAAACACGAGGCGUUCGAGAGCGACCUGGCUGCACAUCAGGACAGAGUGGAACAAAUCGCCGCUAUAGCACAGGAACUCAAUGAACUGGACUAUCACGCCGCUGCUGUCAUUAAUGCACGCUGUCAGUCGAUCUGUGAUCAGUGGGAUCAGCUGGGAACUCUGACCCAGAAACGGAGAGAAGCUCUGGAGAGGACGGAGAAACUCCUGGAGACCAUCGAUCAGCUGUUUCUGGAGUUUGCGAAGAGAUCGGCUCCGUUUAAUAACUGGAUGGAAGGAGCCAUGGAGGAUCUGCAGGACAUGUUCAUGGUCCACUCAGUGGACGAGGUUCAGAAUCUGAUCUCAGCUCAUGAUCAGUUCAAGACGACGAUGCCCGAGGCAGACAGUGAGCGUCAGGCCAUUCUCAGCAUCUACAACGAGGUGCAGAAGAUCGCUCAGAGCUACGGGAUCUCCAGCAGACUCACCAACAUCUACUGUGACAUCACACCCGCCAUCAUCAACCAGAAGUGGGAGAAGGUGAAGAAUUUGGUUCCUCAGCGAGGCGGCGCUCUUCAUGAGGAAUUGUCCCAACAGAAUGCUAAUGAAAGACUCAGACGACAGUUUGCAGCACAAGCCAAUGCCAUCGGACCCUGGAUACAGACACGCAUGGAGGAGAUCGCUCGCAGCUCUGUAGAUCUGGGUGGCACACUGGAGGAUCAGAUGAACCAGCUCAAACAGUUUGAGCAUGAUAUCAUCAGCUACAAACCCAACAUCGACCGGCUGGAAGGAGACCAUCAGGUCAUCCAGGAGUCGCUCAUCUUCGACAACAAACACACCAUCUACACCAUGGAGCACAUCCGUGUAGGAUGGGAGUUACUGCUCACCACCAUCGCUCGCACCAUCAACGAGAACGAGACGCAGAUCCUGACGCGUGACGCUAAAGGAAUCAGUCAGCAGCAGCUCAACGACUUCAGAUCCUCCUUCACACACUUCGACCGGAUUAACCAAAAGACAGUUUACUGAAGGUUUGACCGGUUAACUUCGGCCAAACAGGAAGCCACUGCAAACUAAAACAGCCGUCACGCUGAGACACUUUGAGUCCAUUGAGCUAACUAAGAAGAAGGGCGGCAUGGAGACGGAUGAUUUCCGCGCCUGUCUGAUCUCCAUGGGUUAUGAUCUGGGGGAGGCCGAGUUCGCUCGCAUCAUGUCUCUGGUGGACCCCAACGGCUCCGGCCUGGUCACCUUCCAGGCGUUCG
Messenger RNA from Puntigrus tetrazona (Sumatra barb), 2611 nucleotides. Its product is annotated as alpha-actinin-2-like. Gene Ontology annotation, biological process: muscle cell development; actin cytoskeleton organization. Gene Ontology annotation, molecular function: actin filament binding. The record is from RefSeq and is a predicted model, not a curated record. The transcript is spliced from 22 exons. Lineage: Eukaryota; Metazoa; Chordata; Actinopteri; Cypriniformes; Cyprinidae. Gene Ontology annotation, cellular component: cortical actin cytoskeleton; Z disc; plasma membrane. Bases 48 to 2378 code for a protein of 776 amino acids.